This is a messenger RNA of Penaeus indicus, 2007 nucleotides long. Its product is annotated as glycerol-3-phosphate acyltransferase 3-like. Gene Ontology annotation, molecular function: glycerol-3-phosphate O-acyltransferase activity. The record is from RefSeq and is a predicted model, not a curated record. Lineage: Eukaryota; Metazoa; Arthropoda; Malacostraca; Decapoda; Penaeidae. Gene Ontology annotation, biological process: triglyceride biosynthetic process. The coding region runs from base 54 to 1559 and encodes 501 amino acids. The transcript is spliced from 9 exons. Gene Ontology annotation, cellular component: endoplasmic reticulum.
ACCUUGGGGAGGAUGCACGGAGCUCUUCAGUUGUGAGCGCAGACCAACGAAGGAUGUGGAACCCGGAGGCGCUGCGGCAGUGGUGGGAGUACCUCUCCCUGCACUCGGCGUGGGAGGUCCUCGUGCCGGACGCCGUGUGGGCAGCCGUCGGCCCCUUCGUCAUCUGGGGGCAGGUCCUGGUCUUCUUCUUCCUGUUUCUCGUCGCCACCGUCGGCAGGAGACUCAAGCUCAGGAGGAAGUACGUGGAGCUCCUGGAGGGGGUGUUCCAGUUCGCGAGCGUCAAGCUGGAGGAACCGGAGGACGAGCAGGAGGCCUUGGCCGAGGAGGAGGAGGAGGAAGGCCUAGUGAUUUGCCCCGAGUCCCCCCGCGCGGGCUCCGGCUCCCCUUCCGGCAAGUUCGAGUUCCAGGACAGCCUCCCGUACGUCGUGGCUGGCAUGAGGGCUGUCGUGCAGGACUGUGUCAGCAGUAGUUUUAGUUCAGCUGAGUUGCGGACGUGGAACAUGCUGUCCAGGACGAAGCGGCAGCGCUACCUCCGCCUGAGCCCCUCGCUCACCGUGUUCUGGAUGUGGGGCUUCGUCAUCCGGUGGGUGUUUCUCAUGCCGGUGCGCGUACUGCUUCUCGCCAUGAGUCUGAGCACACUGGUGGUGCUCUGCCUCACCGUCGGGUUCCUACCGGAGAGCGCCUUCAAGAGGAGGGUCAACGCCUGGGUGGUCAGCUGGUGCUUCGACUUCGUGGCCGGCUCGCUGUCCGUGGUGGCCAGGUUCCACAACAAGGAGAACAGACCCACCCACGGCAUUGCGGUCGCGAACCACACCUCGCCCAUCGACUCCAUGGUACUGGCGACCGACAAGUGCUAUGACAUGGUUGGCCAGCGGUCGAAGGGAAUCCUCGGCGUGUUCAUGAAGGCGCUGGCGAGGUCCUCGUCUCACAUCUGGUUCGAAAGGACGCAGGCGAAGGAGAGGUCCCAGGUGGCGCAGAUGUUGCAAGCGCACGCCCAGGAUACAACCAAGCCCCCGAUCCUGAUCUUCCCGGAGGGCAUUUGCGUCAACAACACGGCCGUCAUGCAGUUCAAAAAAGGGGCAUUUGAGAUUGACAGCGUGGUCUUCCCCAUCGCCAUCCGGUUCGACCCCCGGUACGGCGACCCGUUCUGGUACCAGGACUCCUUCGGCGUCUAUCUCUUCAGCAUGAUGACCUCGUGGGCGAUCGUGUGCGACGUGUGGUACCUGCCCCCCAUGCGGCGCGGCGAAACCGAGUCGGCGGCAGCGUUCGCGAGUAGAGUGAAGGCACUCAUAGCUCACCGCGGAGGCUUCGUCCAGCUGGCGUGGGACGGCUCCAUUAAGCUGGCGCAGAAAGGGAACGCGCUGUGGCGGGAGAAGCAGACGCAGUGGAGGAACAAGCAGCAAGUUGAGUUCGCGAGGCACCUGAGCGUGAGCGAAGACGAGGGCGUGACGAAGGAUGGGAAUAAGGAGGAGCGGAAAGACAGGGCAAAGGACAGGGGAAAAGACUCGGAAGAGAGCGCCUCAGAGGAUGUAUGCAGUGAGGGGAAGAAAGAGGUCUGAUGCAUGACAGGGGAAAGAAGAGAAACGGAAACGCGGGAAGGGAAAGUGUCGGACAAUUGGAACAGGAAGGAAGUAAGGAGAGGAAAAUGAAGUCAGAACAGAGGAAGAGGGGAGGGAAGAAUUAACGAAGUGGAAGGGAAACGGAAACCAUGCAAAGAAAAACAAAAAACAAAAUGAAAUUGUGAAAUGAAAGAGAAAGAAAAGAGAGCGAACGUAAACAAAGGAGCAGAAAGGACAAAAAAUAGUAAAAGAAAAUACUAAAUAAAGGAAAGAAAUGAACAUGAGGAAUUAAAUGUUUCUCUUUCAAAUGCUUUACCGCAAGAUACUCACUGUUGGUGCUAUACAUUGAGCAUGACGGGUCAUGUAGAACAAUGGCGUCUAUUGUAUGGAAAAGGAAAACAAUGUAUAAUGUAUGUUGUAAGUCAAUCAAUAAAUACCAAAAUACUAA